Messenger RNA from Microdochium trichocladiopsis, 3081 nucleotides. RefSeq lists its product as uncharacterized. Lineage: Eukaryota; Fungi; Ascomycota; Sordariomycetes; Xylariales; Microdochiaceae. The transcript is spliced from 6 exons. The record is from RefSeq and is a predicted model, not a curated record. Bases 1 to 3081 code for a protein of 1026 amino acids.
AUGCCUAGUCUUUUCUCCAAAAUCAGGGGCAAGGACGGCCAGGCCAAGGCCAAGAACAAGAAGGGCAAUGCCGACGACUCGACCCUCCAGCUGCCCACGAGGCACCGCUGGGAAGAUGCCUACAUCCGCACCUCCAUCGAGCCCGAAGAAGCCCAAGAUCUCGUACGCCGCUGCACUUCAGAAUUGAAAGCCAGAGCUCUCGACCACCCUUUUCUCCUUCUCCCGUUCCGGCCAACGUCAGAUCCGAGCGCUGUGCGCACCUUCAUUCGCCACUUCUUCAAUGGCGACCAACCCUUGCAGGGCGAGGCCCUGGCACAGGAACUCCGCAUGAUAGAACCAAUGGUCAUCUCUGGAGUGUUAAAAUGGUGCUGGAGCAGAUUGUCUGGAGGUAUUGUCGGCUGGGAUGCCUAUGAACUUUUCAAAGUUGGAGAGUCUGACUCGAAUAUGGCCCGAGACUCGUUUUCCACGUUUAUACCUCUCAGCGUUGAGAACCAGGCAAAAUCGCAAAUCAUCUUUGACUACUUCGACCUUCUGUCUGCCAUAGCCGCCCAUGGCAAAAUGAACGGCUUUGGUGGACGCAAACUGUCGCGAAUGGCAGCGUGGUGGGCAUUCGAGCACAAGGACCUGGGAGCCGGCUUCGACGGAGGUUACAAGGCAUGGUUAAGCGCUGCCGAUGCCACGAGCCAUCUCUUCUUUGCGUAUCUCAGGUCACUAUCGCCGUCCCAAGCGCGCGCCGGCAUAACGAUGCUGCCGAUGUCACUGCAAAAGCUCCUACAGGAAACGGAGUACCCGCCCCAGCUGCCGUCAUUGAUGCAGUCGUCCACCCACCGGGUUGUCAUGAUUGUCGAGACUGUGUCGCCAACACCAUUUUCUUUGCUGCGUCGUGCCAACCACUUCCAGUACCGCGAGGAUGACCGUGCGCUGCACGAGUACUCCGAGUACGAAGACCCGGUCGAGGCACUCACCGAAGAGUGCCAGAGAGUUCUGAAGGCAAUUUCCCUGGCCAACCAGUCGCAAGUGUCAAGCUCGAAACAUUCCACAGGCCUUAGGGACGCUUCGUGGUCGCGGUUUGAGGAUAUUGGUUUUUCAGGCACUCUUGAAGAGGAGGAGGAAGAAGAGACCGCCAUGAACAACAGAGCAAGAGAGUUUGCACGUGGUGGCUUGAGAAGUACACCAGCGUCCGGCACCAUUACAGGGCUCGACCGGCCAACGACACCUUCAUGGGCGGACUUCCUGUCCUCGGGCUUCGUCGACGAUUCCAACAAUGGCACACGCAAUUUCUUGCUACCACCCGACAAGGUCCUGCCGCCCAUUGAGACCAACUCCCGCCAGAGAAGCUCACAAUCGGCCCGGCCCCGCCUCGAGAGCGACCGCAACCUGGAGCCUGGUGAGCUGGCCAGCAUCACAUCCUUCGACCUCGACGAUGCGUUCUGGUGGGUCUGGAUGAGCAGUCUUGCUCCCGAGGAGACUGCGGAGCGGAAGUCGGCAUUUGGCCGCUGUGCCGUUAUCGAAACCGUCAUUCGUUCUGGCCGCUGGCUCGUCAUGGAGGAGAUCAUCAAGGGCGCAGCAGCAGAGCCCGACGACGGUGCCUAUAUUGCGGAGAAGAAGGGCUUCUUCAGCUGGACUAGGCGGAGCAAGACAGUCUCACGGCGGAACAAGACGCUGACCAAGGGAGAGGCUGCCAGGGCCGACUCCGCGAUGGGUAUGAGCGCGAGCAAGGCCAGCAUCGGCCCCGACCAGCAAGCCAAGAUCCAGGCCGCGGCUCAACAGCUCCACGCCAAAGAGAUUCGGGAGAAGGAGCUUGCGGCCACCGUGCCGGUCCGCCGUGGCCGCACGGACGCUGAGCUGCUAGGCGACAAGACUAACAGUGUAAUGACCCUUCAGCCAGCAGUCAGGUCGGCCGCCUCGCCAGCCAUGAAAUGGGCAAACAAGUAUGACAAGGAUGCCAUCCGGGAAGCAUAUCUUGCCAACAACAAUCUUGGCAGAGGCAGUGAGCUUGAUUUACAAGCGGUGGCGAACGGCCAUGCCUCGGAGCAUAACGGAAGAUCAGCGAUUCCAGAGAAGCCUCUUCCCUCGCCUGUGCCAGUUGUCCAAGAAGUGCGACCAGAGCCCGAGCAGCGCACGGAGCCCGAGAGGCCAGUAGAGCCAGCAUCGGACCUCCAGCCAAACGAUCGCCUCGGUGCUACCGGACGCAACUCCCCACUCCCACCCGUGCCUAAGGAGCACGAGGAGGCACUGGAGGCUCGGGAGGCUAUGAUGUCGCCAGAGCCGGAGGCUGGCGCUGGUGGCAAAGCUCACAAGAAGCUCCACAAGGACGAGAAGAAGCAGGGCGGUGGUGGUUUCCGGAAGCUGUUUGGACGUAAGAACCGCCAGUCAAAGCUCCCGGAGAACGCUGCAGGUGAUGUCAACAUGAUGCUUGCGCAAAACGAGGCACAGAGGUCUGCAGCCGCAACUCCAGUGCCUCCGGCUGCCCCGACUGCGCAGGAGCCACCGGCGCCAGUGGCCAAGGCGCCGACGCCUCAGCCGCCGGUUGAGCGCGAGCUCACGCCGAGCCCGCCAGAGUCAAUCAUUGAGAACAUUGAGCCCACCUUUGAGCCGCCGAUGCACGACAACAUUUCGCGCGUGGACACUGCUGAUGCGGCGGAGGCUAAGGAAGAGUUCUCGCGUUUCGACCAGGGGCCAUUGACAGACCAGCCGGCUUUUGUGCCGGGAGACGAUUUUACUGACGACGAGGACGAUGCAACUCCGCCCCCAAUCGCCCGGCGGUCGCCCGCCAUUCCCCAGCAGCGACCAGCGUCUGAGGAUAGCAUCGAGGGUUCGGCUGUUCCGCCCGCAAUCGACCGGUGGGCCCAGAUCCGCAAGAAUGCUGCCGAGCGUGCAGCUCGCCAAAAUGAGGAGCAGUCUGCCCCAGUGGCCAGCAAGCCGACCGACGAUAAUGAUGAUGACACCAGUGGUGAAGAGACAAUCGAGUCGCGUGUCGCACGCAUCAAGGCCCGCGUCGCAGAGUUGACGGGCAACAUGGAAGGAACCAACGGGCCUGGACAAGUCCCGUACAGACAACCUCCCCCUCUUCGCCGUUGA